Molecule: messenger RNA, 745 nt
Organism: Manis javanica (Malayan pangolin)
Lineage: Eukaryota; Metazoa; Chordata; Mammalia; Pholidota; Manidae
Gene: ATP5MC3
Product: ATP synthase membrane subunit c locus 3
Biological process (GO): proton transmembrane transport; proton motive force-driven ATP synthesis
Molecular function (GO): proton transmembrane transporter activity
Source: RefSeq, a predicted model, not a curated record
CCUUCUCCAUCCGGGUGCCGCGGCGCGGGUAAGAGCUGGACCGCGCCUGCGCGCACAGCCCCAUUCCUUCGACCUCUGCCGCCGCCGCCGCCGCCGCCUAGGAAGAGAGGAAGCGCGAGACGAGCCCGCGUCGCCUGUCACCCACGUCGUCCAGCCUCACUGCCCCGAAGAGUGUAAGAUGUUCGCCUGCGCCAAGCUCGCCUGCACCCCCGCUCUGAUCCGAGCUGGAUCCAGAGUUGCAUACAGACCAAUUUCUGCAUCAGUGUUAUCUCGACCAGAGGCUAGGACUGGAGAGGGCUCUACAGUAUUUAAUGGGGCCCAGAAUGGCAUGUCUCAUCUAAUCCAAAGGGAAUUUCAGACCAGUGCAAUCAGCAGAGACAUUGAUACUGCUGCCAAAUUUAUUGGUGCAGGUGCUGCAACAGUAGGAGUAGCUGGUUCUGGUGCUGGUAUUGGAACAGUCUUUGGCAGCCUUAUCAUUGGUUAUGCCAGAAACCCUUCACUGAAGCAGCAGCUGUUCUCAUAUGCCAUCCUGGGAUUUGCCUUGUCUGAAGCUAUGGGUCUCUUUUGUUUGAUGGUUGCUUUCUUGAUUUUGUUUGCCAUGUAACAAAUUAGUGCUUGAAAUGUUGGUGUUCAUAUUAAUUACGGAUGUAAUUCUGUGUAUCUUACUGUGACUCCAAAAACUAUAGUGUUGGGGUCAUGGAAAUGUAUAUUUCCAAGGUCAUUUCAUUAAAGAUGAAAACUUUAA